Messenger RNA from Polyodon spathula (Mississippi paddlefish), 5901 nucleotides. Its product is annotated as protein phosphatase 1A. The transcript has 6 exons. The coding region runs from base 191 to 1357 and encodes 388 amino acids. Gene Ontology annotation, cellular component: nucleus; cytosol. The record is from RefSeq and is a predicted model, not a curated record. Lineage: Eukaryota; Metazoa; Chordata; Actinopteri; Acipenseriformes; Polyodontidae. Gene Ontology annotation, molecular function: magnesium ion binding; protein serine/threonine phosphatase activity; manganese ion binding. Gene Ontology annotation, biological process: positive regulation of canonical NF-kappaB signal transduction; negative regulation of canonical NF-kappaB signal transduction; positive regulation of canonical Wnt signaling pathway.
CGUCCCUGGUUUCCCCAGAACAGAGAGCUGCGCUCUUUUUCAGUCUGAAUGCAGUGAAAAGCGGUUUCCCCUUACUAUAUACGGCUCUCUGUCUCUCUCGGUGUGUCGUUAUCCCGAUAGCCUUCCUGUUGCUGCCUUUUUUAUUUUUCAGAAGCCCUGGGAUUGUUUUGAAUCGGCACAAAAAAGAAAAAUGGGAGCAUUUUUGGACAAACCAAAGAUGGAGAAACAUAAUGCUCAUGGAGCAGGAAAUAGUCUACACUAUGGGCUCAGCAGCAUGCAAGGCUGGAGAGUGGAGAUGGAGGAUGCACACACAGCUGUAAUCGGUCUGCCCAACGGACUCGACCAGUGGUCAUUUUUUGCAGUAUAUGAUGGGCAUGCUGGAUCACAAGUUGCCAAAUACUGCUGUGAGCAUUUACUAGAACACAUCACAAGCAACCCCGAUUUCAAGGGUGCUGACCAUGAGCCUGCUGUGGAAAAUGUAAAGACUGGAAUUCGAACUGGCUUCCUGCAGAUAGAUGAACACAUGCGAGCCAUUUCGGAGAAGAAGCACGGAGUGGACAGAAGUGGCUCAACAGCUGUAGGUGUAAUGAUAUCCCCAAAACACAUCUACUUCAUUAACUGCGGUGACUCGAGAGGUUUGCUGAGUAGAAGUGGGAAGGUCCAUUUUUUUACACAAGAUCAUAAACCCAGCAACCCACUUGAGAAAGAGCGCAUCCAGAAUGCAGGUGGCUCAGUAAUGAUUCAGCGUGUCAACGGGUCAUUGGCUGUAUCUAGAGCCCUGGGGGACUUUGAUUACAAAUGUGUACAUGGAAAGGGUCCAACAGAACAGCUUGUCUCUCCAGAGCCAGAGGUCUAUGAAAUUGAAAGGUCCGAACUUGAAGAUCAGUUUAUAAUCCUUGCUUGUGAUGGCAUCUGGGAUGUCAUGGCUAAUGAAGAGCUCUGUGACUUUGUUAGAUCAAGGCUUGAAGUCACCGAUGACCUUGAGAAAGUUUGCAAUGAGAUUGUUGACACCUGUCUAUACAAGGGAAGCCGGGACAACAUGAGUGUUGUACUGAUCUGUUUCCCUGGUGCACCCAAGGUAUCACCAGAAGCAGUGAAGAGAGAAGCGGAGCUGGAUAAGUACUUGGAGAGCAGAGUAGAAGAGAUCAUUAAGAAGCAGGGUGACGAAGGUGUGCCAGACUUAGUCCAUGUGAUGCGUACAUUAGCAACGGAGAGCAUCCCAAAUCUCCCGCCAGGGGGGGAACUGGCAAGCAAACGGAGUGUCAUUGAAGCAGUUUAUAACAGACUGAAUCCCUACAGGAGUGAUGAUACUGCACAGUGCCAUACAUCAUCAUCUCUCGACUUUAAUAAUUGUUAAACGGGACAUCUGUUAGUCUUUAGCUACAAACCAACUGCCAUCCCUUCAAAUGUUGUUAAUUAGUAGCUGCUUUGUCCAUGAGCUUACAGUUUUGACACCCUCACGUAGUUAUCAAGCUUUCUUAACCCUUUUCAGUCUGGGAUAUCCAGAAAUUGCUGCAUACGUGGACACUCCAGACUUUAAAGGGUUCUUCCUCCUUUUCUUUGUAAAGGACUGUGCAGCAACCGACGAUGCGUGGUAAAACUGCCUGCUUAUCAGCGUUUACAGACACCCGUGAACUGAGAGCACCGUUCAUCAGUCUUUCUUUACUGUCAAUCAUCAGCCUUUAUUUUAAGAAGGGAAUAUGUGAUGGGGAGGAAGAGAUACAAAAACAUCUACAGCAGCAAUCGGCCCAGGAACUGAAGAUUUGUUUUUCCCACAAACUUUUUUUUUUUUUUUUUUUUUUUAAUUCAGUACAAUUCUUUACUGUAAUAAUUGGACUUCAGCAUUGUGUUGUAUGAUUUUAUUUUUUUGUAAUGUGCAAUUUAUUUUUACAAAAAUACCUGUAUUUAAUGGAGCUUGAGUUGGUUUAAGUAAAAAGUAUAAGCACUGUCUGCUUUUUUCUGGUUUUCUGGGAUGCAACAAAUAUUUUUUCAGUGAAUGUUACUGGUAGUCUAACUGGUGAUGUGUAGCUUUUAAAGAAACGGGUAAAUUUAAAUGUAAGAGCACGGUAGACCUUUGUAAAUCAAACAGGGAAACAAACAUUGACUCAUUUACAUCUUUUAAUGUUUUUAAAAAAAUGUUUUUCAAAGUCAUUUUUCAGUGACUGUCCCCACUCCCUGCAGUUUAAAUUAAAAGGAUGGUUCAUUUCACAUGUUGCUUUUUACUGCAUGACUGGCUUAUCAGGCACAUGAGCCUGGUUCUCCCCUCGUUCCCCAGUGCUAGGUCCAUUCCAGUAGAAGUUAGGGUAUUCCCUCACCUAGAAACUAAACCAACACUAGAAACUCAGAAUGCCUCACAAGCAAUUUAAAUAUUAGUUUGGACUGGAAUGUGAUAACAAGGAUCCUGAGACAUUCCCCUUCAUUGUGAUUUAUGAAGUGUUGUCACAGUAACACUAAUUCUUAGUUUUAUUUAAUGGAACUAAACAGCUGUAUGACAUACACAGGGGUUCAAAUGACAAUAGGGUCCAAUUUCCAAGAUUGAUGUACAUGUAAAGGGUGUUUUAGUUGGCAUUGAUGUUUCUGCAGUUGGUUUUUUGGGUGCUGUGUGUCUCAAAUUAAGCUGAAUGGUCUGUAGCAGGUGAAAUGAGCCCUGAAUACUCUUAAACCCCAGUAAAGCCCAGUUCAUAGAAUAAUGUACCUAAGUGCUGAAGCAGAAUGUCCAACCUGUGGAACCUGCAUUUUCAGUCCAGUGCUUUAUUCUCCAUGAUCACAUGCCUGGGAUAGAACAUUAACAUUCUUGUUUCAAUUAUAUCAAGUUACAGUAACUUCCAGAUGUUACCUUUCUUAUCGCAGGGAACUUGAUUGACCAGGGUUGCUGCUAUUACAUGUGACUGUUCAUUGCAGAGCAUUUUUUUUUUUUUUUAAACCAACGUCCACAGAUUUAAAACUUUAUUUUACAUUUACUGAAGAACACAUCUUUAGCUUUUUUCCCCUCUUUUCUCUUUAAUGUUGCUUAAAUACAUUGUUGCAAAACUGUGAUGUAAAUUGUUGACCUUCAAAAGAUUUUUCUUAAAGGAAUAUUAAACAUUGGAAGCAUUCUGUGAUCAAGGUCUUUGUAGCAGCUUUCUGGAGGUGCGUCUUUAUACACAGGAUAAAUAUUUGUUGCUUGUAAACUACUUUGCUUCUGGAGAUUUGUUUUCUUAUUGUAACCUUUUCAGCGUAAAACCUUUUUUUUUUUUUUUUUUUUAAACUGACAAUCUAAUGCUGUAACUCGCAACUGUUCAAUUAUAGUUCAUUACCUCCAUUAGGCAUUUGAUGGUACAUAUAAAUUGAUGCCAACCCCCCCCCCCCCCAAAAAAAAAAACAUGACAUUUAAAGUGGCCUGUGCUUCUCUCCUGUAGCCAAGUAGUAUUUUGUUCAUUAUUAAUCAGAAAAAAAAAAAACAAAUUGGGGUUUGAUCUGAAUUAUUGGAUUUUACUUUAAUAUUUUCCCAUGUAUAAUAAUGACAAUGCCUUGUGUGUGUAAAUACCGUACAGCUAGUGUAGCCUUAAUUGUUUAACAUGAUGUCAAACCAAGUGACAGGAAGGAAAAUUGUAUAUAUUGUUAAAACAAUUUACCAGAAUAUAUGGAUUUUUCAUCACCCCCUUUAAAAAGGAUCCUUUUUUUUAUUUACUUUAAAAAAAUAAAUACAUUUUUUGUAGUUCCUUUUCACCAUCAUGAAUCGCAGUUAUUGGCAGUGUUUGCAUUCAAAUUGUACUGAAUUCACUUUUUUUUGUUAACCCUUGGCCUCCAUAAUUACAGUAAAUGGUCUUUUAGGAUCAAAGUAUUCAUUUGUUUUGGUUGCAAGCUAUAAAUGUCUGAUGUUUUCAGAAAGAAGGGGUAAUUCAUACUUUAGUAUUUAAUAAUUUAAAACUGGGGAUGGGGGAUGGAUGGGGAGGUGGAAACCCUGCACUCUCAAAAUCUAUUGGGCCGUAAGCCACUUUUUAAACAUGCAUUUUGUAUUUAUUUUUUUCAUUGUUAUAGUCAUCUUUACAGAUUUACCUAAGAUUUAUUGCGUCUCUUAAUUGUGUGUAAUCUGUGCUUCGGCUCCUCAAGCACUGGUGGGCUUUACAUCUACUUGGCAAUUUGGUCCUGAUGUGUUUUUGUUUUUUUCCCUCAAAUACUGCGUACCGUUGCAAAGACUGCCUUUUUUUUUUUUUUUUUUUUUUUUCUCUUUAAAAACAUGAGCACAUUCUGCUGAAACCACUAUUGUGCUCCAGUGUUAGCAUGGGGUUGUUUUGUGCAGUCAAGUUUCAAAUAAAUAUGAAUGAACUCAUAUGUCAUUGGGAACAGAAAAUCAGAAUGAUUUUUUUUGUGUGUGUGUGAACUAUAAAGUUGUUUGCACUGAUUGGGAGAAAUUAUGGGUUUUCGGCUUCCUUUUCAAUCCAAUAAAUAACGAUCUCCUGCAGUUGUACGUCUCUGUUCCUGAUUUUGAAGUUUGCCUGAGUUUUGCUACUCAAAAUCAUGGUUGAACUGUUUCUUUGAACUGCAACUAAGUAGUUUUUUUAGUGCAUCACUUUUAUAUUACAUGUUUUGGGGGGCAAACUAUGAACAGGCUUCCAAAUUGGACUUCUGUCUUUUAGAGAGUAAGGAAAAGGAGUAUUGGAUACUUUGUAUUUCACUAGAAGUGAUUCAACACUUAUAGAAGUUAAAGUGAUCCCCAGGGGUUUGCAUGUGAUUGUGAACACAUAACAGUGACCGAAACUUGAUGUAAUGGCAUUUUGUUGUUGGUAUAUUUUUUGAAUAGGAUGGUGGAGGAUAUCUUAAUGCUACUCUGUAUGAAAGUAACAAUUUGAACAAAGUUUUAAAAUGGAUAAGAGGGUAUAUCUUGAACUAACAGGUAAGAUCACCAUUUUGCCUUACUAAAGUAACUCUAUCCCAGCACACACAAGUGUAGUAUCUUACAUUCGAAGUAAUUGAUGUUCACACAAAAGCCUCGUCAUUUUAACCAUUUAUAUUAAUAUAUUUUAUGGAAAUAUGCUAUAUAUAUAUUUCAUUCAUCAAAUAUAAUUUUUACCUGGCGUCUUAGUAAAUCGACAAAUUGAUGACUGGAAAAUAUGUUUGAUUGCUUUCUCUUCAGCAGAUGUUAGAAUUUUUAUGUAACAAAAGUGAUGGGGUCAUAUUCAUAAAGCAUGUUUAUCAGGUGUUUAACUUCAGACAUUGCUACAUUGUUACACGUGGGUUUUCGUUAAGCACAUCUGACUAAUGGGGCUUUCAAGGCAAUUUCAACUAGUGUUCAUGGAACUGUUUAAACACCGUUUUAGCUAGGUGUAACUAAAUGAGAUAGAGACAAGGUUUAGCUGUGUAACUACCAAAAUGACUGCAGUUUACUGAAGCAUUGUUUUAACAAAUUCUGGUAUAUUUUGGUUAGCCUUGUCCAAGAUGUAUGGAAAGUUAAACACGCUUUAUAAAUACGGGAUAACAAAAAAAAACCAGAGGUUCUAAAAGUGGUUUUAAAAAAUAUUCAUAAGCCUCAUAGAUAAAUGUGCUAUUUAAUAUGGAGCUUCAUGUCUAACAGCAACAAAAAAUGUAUAUAAUAAAGCAGAAAUAUUUUCAUGUAUGUAGAUUGUGUAAUGCUAAAGUAAAUUAAUGUCCACAGUGAUUUUACUGCUAUUUAGAGUGUUUACAAAGAAGUUCAAUAAUUGUAUAUUUUGUAAUAUGUGUACUUAUUCCAAAAGAAAUAAUAUUUGUGAGAAAAACAAAUGUUCCUAACUUGGAGACUGUAGUAUCUGUUUGGAGUCCGUUGAACAAAUUGCAUUCCUUGCUUGUAAAAUGUUGUUCCCCCUUUUUUUUGCAGAUUGAGAAGAGUGAAAAUACAUUUUUAGAUUGCAAAAUGUGCCAUUAAAUAAAUGGGUUAUUACCUUA